CUCCUUCAUCAUGGGCUGUUCCCUACCGCACCUUUACAACCUCGUAUGGCAGUAUCUGUUGAUCUACUCUCCUUUUAUCGCGCACUUUUCGAGCGCUCUUGUGAUGCAAUCAAUGCUCUCGCAUCGGCUCUCAAAACGCACUAUUCACGCAGAGGUUUUCAAGUUACUGACUCGGAGUGGUAUGAUAUCCUACAAGUCGAAAUCGAACAGCAAGUGGACACAGUCCUCCAACACAGCCGAGACUGUGUGGCUAUUCACCGACCACCCCAACCACCUACUGUAACCAGGAAUGAAAGUUCAGCAUCAACUAUUUUGCACUUUGCCCGAUGUGCACCACUUCUCGCUCAGCGCUGCCCAGCAUGCUUUGGUGGGACACUGUAUGGGAGGCCCAUUGAUCAAGGCGCGGACAUACAUGUUGCUACAGAUGGGAAUUUUCAUCAUCGCCACCGACGUUCUGCGGGUGAUUGUCCUCACUUCUAUGAACCGACUUACUUCCUUUCAAAACAGUUUGUUGAUGCAGUUGGACGCCGAAUUGAUGGACAACGUAAGCGACCUCCGAAGCAACACACAUCCCUCGUACCUGAUGAAGCUAUCGACCAAUGCGAGAAUGCAUAUGAAGCAGCUGAUGGGAAGAAACAAAAAACUGCAAUGGACAGCUUCGACGACACGGGAAUCAUGGCCCUCAUCUGCCGUCAUGAUAUUCCCUUAUUUUUUGCUAACAUUGAUUCUCCGGGCGAACAGCAGAAAUAUUCGGUAGCGCUGAUAGAACAUCUGUUCACAUUACUCCCUUCUCAAGCCACGGUUGUUACCCUCUAUGAUGUAGGUUGUGUUCUCGCUCGGUCCCUCUCAAAGUUCGAGAUUCUCCCCCCUGAUGUUGUAUCAUGUCUGCGCUUUGCGACUACGGCUAUGCAUGCCUAUGGUCAUGAAUGGGCCUGUCAGCUGGUGCACAAUCCACGGAUGUGUAUAGGCCUUGGCUUAUCUGACAGCGAGGGGACUGAGCGGCUGUGGUCACGGUUUGUUCGGUUGAUUGGUGUAGAAAGGUCAUCAUCAGUACCAACUGUGAUAGGAUCAGAAAUGAAAGCAGACCUCGGAGACUGGAUCAAACACCGUCUCAAGCGGGGCAUCAAUGCCCAGAGCUCUGCUGCCCUCGACAUUAUCAAUCACUGUGAAACGUCUGUGGAGGACCUACAGGCUCAGUGGGCUCACCAACGACAAUCUCAGCUCUUGAUUCGCGCUCGUGAGUUAGCCCAUAGUAUACACACAAUGAGUACUUAUGUUGGAUGUUUCUAG
Suillus plorans is the source of this 1290-nucleotide messenger RNA. RefSeq lists its product as uncharacterized. The transcript has 4 exons. NCBI's taxonomy places the organism in Eukaryota, Fungi, Basidiomycota, Agaricomycetes, Boletales, Suillaceae. The record is from RefSeq and is a predicted model, not a curated record. The annotation marks the transcript as partial.